CCCCCAACCCUUCGCCUUCUCGCUGCCUCUGCCCCCGAUUCCGUCCCCCCUUCAUCCCUCCCUCCACCCCCAUCGGUUUAUUGAUCUCUUGUUACGUUGUUCUUCGAGAUCUUGAUCGCGACCGUGAACGGAUGGAUGCUCUGCGGGACUCUUGGCUGAUGCGGAGCUAUUGUGACGACCUUUAUGGUGUGCUAUGCUCUUACAUCAUUCAUUUCAGGCUAUUUAAGUGGUGGACUUUAUGCACGGAAUUGGAAAAAACUGGAUGAAGACAAAUGAUCUAGAGAGCAUCAUUGUUUGCAUUUAUGUGCUUUGGAACAGGCUUCAUGCUUAACACAGUUGCUAUAUUUUUUGGCUUACUGGCAGCUAUUCCAUUUGGGACAAUACUAACCGUGUUUGUAUCAUGGGCUUUCAUUUCACUCCCUCUUGCACUUCUCAGCAUAGCCUUUGGUAGGAACUGGAAUGGUUUCCCAAACAAUCCAUGCUCUGUGAAGACUAUUCCACGUACUAUCCCUGAGAACUGAUCUGGGACAACUAAAAGGCGCAAGGAAAGCAAAGACGAGCAAACAAACCUUCCGAUUAUGUUCUUCUAGGAAUCUCCCUUGUGAUGUAACUGGCCAACCUCAGGGCGUUUUCUUACUAGUUUUUGAGCUGACCUUGACUUUAACAGCAAUGGCGGUCAUCAAGUCGAGUGGCUCAUUGAUACAUUACAGUCUCCUCGUUAGCUUCAUCGCCUUGUCACCCUUUGAUGAUGGUCAGAGUAUUCAUUUUCUUGCCUUUGAACCCUUCCACUCCCAACCUUCAUGACGUUUGUUAUGUGAUCGGCACACAGUCAUAAACACCAAAGCAUCCAACAAAGAGGUGUAUUUAGACAUUGAAUCUUGCUUUCUUAAGUCCUGUCUUCUUGUCAUCUUCCUCUCGAGCAAACUCAUGUCUCUCAUCCAACAGCCAAUCCCAGUCUUCUGAUAAGGAUCCUUCCUUCCUCCCAACUCGAGACUCUAUUCUAAUCAGCUUUGAACGAGGAGAUGAAGUUGGCGGUGGAGGUCGUUCGAGCCCACCGCCUGAAGCCCAUAGUCUGGCAUGGCACGACGAACCCCUUCGUCGAAGUGGAGUUCGAUGGACAGAGACGCCGCACCGCGACCAAACACAACGACCUCAACCCCUCGUGGAACGAGACCCUCGUCUUCGACGUCUCCGACCCUCUUGAUCUCCCCGACCGCACCGUCGACGUCUCCGUCUUCCACGAGCGCUUAUCCUCUUCCGUGGACCACCGCCGUCGCCGUCGCAGCUUCCUCGGCCGCGUUUGCCUCCUUGGAUCCUCCGUGGCGUCCUCGCGCCUCGACGCCGCCCUCCAGCUCUGCCCCCUCGACAAACGCAGCCUCUUCUUCAACGUCCGUGGCGAAAUAACCCUCCGCCUCUACGCCGUCCCUGACGCCUACGAAGCCCAAGCUGCCGACGGCCACCGUCCCCUCUCCUCCGCCUCUGCACCUACUAUUGUUCUGGAAUCCAUUCCAUCAUCAUCCACUAUCCUCGAGUCCAUUCCUUCCACCAUAUCCGCCGCCGAAACGCUGCCGCUCAAGUCCACCAUAUCCGUCGGCGAGAUGAUGCCCCCUAAGAAGAAGAGCCAUCGUUCGUUUACCAAGGAAAAGGAGCGGAGAGAGUUCCGCUCUGUCGGGACCCCAUCCGCGACAGGAAAGAGUCAAGUUAGCCAGACAACAGAGUUCUUCUCGAACCACGAAAGGAGCCACCAUCGCUCGCCGCAGUCUUAUUACCGGGCGAACCAUGACCUGGCGGGGCCAGCGGUGGCUGCAUCAGUGCAGCAAGCUCCUCCGCCCAAAAUUGAGUACGGGAUCGUCGAGACCCAGCCGUCACUCGCGGCCCUCAUGGGCUACCGGCUCGCCAGAAACAGCGACAAGAUCAAAAGCACCUACGACCUCGUGGAGCAGAUGGAGUUCCUCUUCGUCCGCAUCGUCAGGGCCCGCAACCUCCCUGCCAUGGACAUCGUCGGCAGCCUCGAUCCUUACGUCGUGGUGAAGCUUGGCAACUUCACCAACAAGACCAAUCACCGGGAGCGAAACCGGGACCCGGAGUGGGAAAACGUCUUCGCCUUCUCCAAGGGCCACAUCCAGGCGCAGCGCCUGGAGGUGGUGGUGAAAGACAAGAACUUCAUCAAAGACGACAUCGUGGGCGACGUCGUCAUCGAGCUCCCCGAGGUCCCCUUGCGCGCUCCGCCGGAUGGCCCCGUCGCCCCUCAGUGGUACAGGCUGCGGAAGGGGAACAACCGCGACGAUGACGCCUACCGGGGGGAGAUCAUGAUGGCCGUGUGGAUGGGCACGCAGGCGGACGAGGUGUACCCGGACGCGUUGCACUCCGACGCUCACCUUCUUCCCCUGGCGAGCAUCCCCCACACCCGCUCCAAGGUCUACUUCAGCCCCCGCAUGAGCUACCUCCGGGUCAACGUCAUCUCGGCCCAGGACCUUAAGCCGUCCCGCCCCGACCCGGCGAUCUACAUCAAGGUCCAGCUCGGUGCCCAGCUGCGGUGGACUCUCGUCUCCUCGGACCGCUCCCCGAACCCGACAUGGAAGAACGAGGAGCUCAUGCUCGUUGCCUGCGAGCCUUUCGACGAGCCGCUCGUGCUCAUGGUCCAGGACCGUCUCCUGCCGAACAAGGACGAGACCAUGGCCAAGCUGGAGAUCCGCAAGGGAGCCAUCCGCACCCGCGCCGACCACCACAAGCCCUUUGCCCCUCAGUGGUUCAACCUCGACAACCCAAAUGGAAGCAGCAGCAGCGGCAACGGCAGCGGCUACGGCAAGCUCCAGCUUCGGGUCUACUACGACAACAACUACCAUGUGAUCGACGAGUCCGCGCACUUCUGCAGCGACUUCCAGCCCUCCGCCAAGCCGCUCCGGAAGCCCAACAUCGGAUUACUCGAGCUCGGGAUACUGAACGCCCGGGAUCUUGCACCACUGAGGAGCAACAACGGCGGGGGCAGGAGAGUCGACGCGUACUGUGUUGCGAAGUACGGCCCCAAGUGGGUGCGCACACGGACGAUCCUCGGCACGGCGGAACCCCGGUGGAACGAGCAGUACUCAUGGGACGUCCACGACCCCUGCACGGUCCUCACCGUCGCCGUCUUCAACAACGGCCACGUCGACGGCAACAACGACGCCGCCAAAGACGAUCCCCUCGGAAAGAUCCGAAUCCGGCUCUCGACGCUGGAGAUUGACCGUGUCUACACUCACUUCUAUCCUUUGCUAGCGGUGCAUCCUUCCGGGUUGAAGAAGACCGGCGAGCUGCAUCUGGCCCUCCGAUUUACAUGCACGUCGUGGCUGAACAUGUUGUUCUUGUACGUCAAGCCUCUGUAUCCCAAGAUGCACUACAUGCAGCCCAUCCCGUUCAAGCAGAUGCAGUACCUCCGCUACCAGGCGAAGCAGACAGUGGCAGCGAAGGUGGCCCGGGCUGAGCCGCCGCUGGGGCGGGAUGUGGUCGCAUACAUUCUCGACGAUGCUUCCAACACGUUCAGCCUGAGGAAGGGCAAGACCAAUUGGCAUCGGAUCAGGAUGCUGUUCUCCGACGUCCAGGCCUACCUGAAAUGGUUCGACGCUGUCCGAAGUUGGACCAGGCCGGCGGUGACCACUCUCGUCCUCCUGCUCUUCUGCGUCAUUGCCUGGACGCCGUCCCUGAUCCUUCCCUCCAUAUUCCUCCACCUGUUCAUCGUGUGCGCCUGGAAUUCCCGGCGUCGCCCGCGCCACCCGCCGCACGUGGACACGAAUCUGUCAUUCGCCGAGUCGGCCGUCCCAGACGAGCUCGACGAGGAGCUAGAUAGUUACCCGUCGACGAGGACGAACGAGAUGGUCAUGAGCAGGUACGACCGGCUGAGGGUGGUCGCCAGUAGGGUGCAGUCGGUGGUGGCAGAUCUGGCCAACCACGCGGAGAGGAUACAGGCCUUGCUGAGCUGGAGGGAUCCCCGGGCGACGGCCAUCUUCGUAGUAUUUGCCAUCAGAAUGGCUGCAGUCUUCUAUUUCCUGCCGUUCCCGUUGGUGGUGAUGCUCGUGGGGCUGUACUUCAUGCGCCACCCCAAGUUCCGGAGCAAGACGCCCUCGGCGGCCUAUAACUUCUUCCGGAGGCUGCCGAGCAACGCCGAUACAUUUCUGUAAAUAAAUCGCAUGUGGAAACACACGCAAUGGUGUGCGCUCGUCAUAGCAAUCAGUGUUGUUUUGUACUGGGGAAGACGAAGAAAGUGUCCGAAGGCUGUACGUGUUCUGGUAAUGUCAUCCUCUCUUUUCAUGUGAAAUAACACCAAUUCAUCAUCAUGUGGUCGAUGACCGCUCAAACACAUACUUAUAUGUCGUUUAGAG
Musa acuminata AAA Group (dessert banana) is the source of this 4355-nucleotide messenger RNA. Its product is annotated as FT-interacting protein 3-like. The transcript has 5 exons. The coding region runs from base 1023 to 4154 and encodes 1043 amino acids. NCBI's taxonomy places the organism in Eukaryota, Viridiplantae, Streptophyta, Magnoliopsida, Zingiberales, Musaceae. The record is from RefSeq and is a predicted model, not a curated record.